CGCCACGUCAGCCAACCAAACAACCAACCAAAGCGGAACGCGAUGAUGAGGAGGACAAUGCUUGUUGUUGUGGGUGUAGUGGCUGUGGCUCUCGCCAUCGCUGCCACAGCCAACGCCAGCGUCCCAAAAGGGUACGAGGUUGUGACGUGUGGCACGGCGCUGAAGCUGGAGCAUGUGGCCACAUCGUAUCGGCUGCAUUCGCAGGAGGUCGCUUACGGCACCGGCAGCGGGCAGCAGUCCGUGACCAUCAAGAGCGAGGGCCAGGAUAUGAACGACUUGUGGCAGAUCGCGGGCGCCUCAGGGAAGGAGUGCAGGCGUGGCCAGAAGAUCAAGUGCGGCUCCACCAUCCGCCUCUUCCACGUUGGCUCCCAGAAAUGGCUGCACAGCCACAACUUCCAGUCGCCGCUCAGCCACAACCAGGAGGUGAGCGCAUUUGGCGACCACUCCCAGUCCGACACGGGCGACAACUGGAAGGUCGAGUGCAGCGGCACAUACUGGAAGCGUGACGAUACCGUGCGCUUCCGCCACGCAGACACCAAGAUGUACCUCCACUCCACGGGCAGGCACCAGUUCAACCGCCCCAUCUCGGGCCAGCGGGAGGUGUGCGCAUACGCCAAAUCUUCCAACCUCAACCAGUGGAGGGCGGCCGAGGGCUACUUCCUCAAGUACAUGCCCAAGAACGCAAACUAGACUACCACACAUGAGCGGAUGUGUGUGUGUGUGUGUGUGUGUGUGUGUGUG
Salpingoeca rosetta is the source of this 741-nucleotide messenger RNA. Its product is annotated as mannosyltransferase. Lineage: Eukaryota; Choanoflagellata; Craspedida; Salpingoecidae. The transcript is spliced from 2 exons. The coding region runs from base 43 to 690 and encodes 215 amino acids. The record is from RefSeq and is a predicted model, not a curated record.